AUGACGGAAGCAUCACCAGAGGAUGCGGCUGCUCAGCGCGCGGCAGAGCAAGUUCGACUCCGCAAGGCGAAGCGAGAGGCAAAGAUUCGCGCUGGCGGCGCGUCCAGAUUGAACAAAAUCACUGGUCUAGGUGGAGGAUUCCAGCGUGCCCCGUCAGCUACAUCGGGACUUCCCAAGCCCAACUCGAGCCCCGAGCACGCAGACCCUGAGGAGAUCGACAUCUCCCAGCACUACUACGAGCCAGCCGCGACUCCCCGCCCCUCUGCCACAGGCCCUCCCCUCGACCCCAAUGCCAUGACCGAGGAUCAGCUUCGCCAGAUGAUGCUCGGCUUCGACAGAUCCGGCCCGGCGGCGCAGGUGGGACCCCGCCCAUGA
Messenger RNA from Colletotrichum spaethianum, 375 nucleotides. RefSeq lists its product as uncharacterized. The record is from RefSeq and is a predicted model, not a curated record. The transcript has 2 exons. Gene Ontology annotation, biological process: retrograde vesicle-mediated transport, Golgi to endoplasmic reticulum. Lineage: Eukaryota; Fungi; Ascomycota; Sordariomycetes; Glomerellales; Glomerellaceae. The coding region runs from base 1 to 375 and encodes 124 amino acids.